GUUUUCACAAACGCAGCAGAUUUUAAUGCUCAUUUUUAGACUAUUUCUUAAUGAUUGUUAUUUCGAAUUUUCAACGGUAAACCUAUAUAAUUCUUCUACUAACUAAUAAUAACAACCAGCGGCAAAAUUAUCACGUUCAGCACGUGCGAACAUAAGUACCGCUCCUUCACUUGCCAUAAAUGCAUUUGAAAAGUUUCUAACCUAACAAAAGUUGCAAUGUGAAUUGUGAACGCCUGCGCAACGAUUUCCCGGCUUAAGAAAUCAUGGAGAAUAAUCCAUCAGGAAACAAACGAAAUUACGGAAAUUCACCACAUCCUAAUUCUCCACGUAAAGCUCAGAAAGUAGACUGGCAACAAAAUGCACCAACAUCAAGUUCUUCACCUAAAAAGACUGCUGCAGUUCUGCAAAAUUUGUCUAAGUCUACUUCAUCGACAACACUUAAUAGCAAAAUGAGCAAUGCUGCAAAGUUAAGACAACAGUUUAUAGAAGAAGUGAAGGACAUUGAGCUUUCUUUGAAGGAAACCAUCAAGAAUUAUAAGUCAAAAAUAUCAGAAGCCGAAAAGAAGUCUGCAUUUAUUACAGAAAAAUUGAGAGAAAAGAAUAAACUUUUAUGUCAUAAAAGUGAAAUUAUAUUUACCAAAGAGCGAGAGAAUAAAAUCCUUCGAGAAAAAGUGUUGGAAUUAUACGAUUAUCAAAAAAUAGUUUUUGAGAAUAUGGAAGACAUAUCAAAUACCCUUGGAGCGCAGAAGGAUUUAUCAGAUAAUUUGCAAAAUGUAUAUGAUUCAGUGAUGAUAAUGCAACAAAAUACCAAUGAAAUGUUGGAAGAAAAGCUUAACGAGAUAACUCCAGACCAGAACUAUUGUGAUGAUUUGACUGAACUAAAUAUGAAAAUCAACGAGCUGGAAAAAAAUAUUCACCAAAAUGAAAAUUUGAACCACGAAUUGGAAUCAAAAAUAAAAGCAGCAAAACAUAACAAACAGGAGGAGCAAAAAAUGAUCAAUGACUUGGAUAAGAAAAUAAAUGAAGUGGAGACAAGGAAUAAUUUGAUGAAACAGAAUGCUGAAAAAGAAAAAAAUGAUUUACUGCAAGAAAUCAACAAUUUAAAACAAGAAGAGAAAACUCAGACUGUAAAAAUGACUGAAUUAGAUAGUACCAUUUCCAAAUUGGAACAAGAACUACAAUCGAACAGAAUGCAAGACAAUGAGGUAGGAUUGGAAAUAAAUCAAAUUAAUGAUGAAAUCAAGUCGUUAUCUGAAGAGAAUGAAAAACUUAAAAAAAAUCGCUGCAAAGAGGAUGAGGAACAAGCAGUUACUUUACAACAACUUAAAGAACAGUUAAAACUUUCACAAUCUAAAUUAGCAUCCAUAAAACAGAAAGAGAAUCAAGUUUCAAAUGUGUUGAAAACUAAAAAUGAAGAAUUACGUACUAAAUUAAAAGGUUACGAUGGAAUAGAAGUAAAGGUACAGAAACUUGAUUUGGCAGUGAACAAAGAACAAGAAGCUAUAACGCAAAUUACCGAAGAAUCUGAGAGUAAAAUCAGAGAAUAUAACAAUAAAAUAAAAUUGAUUGAAAAAGACAUUAUUGAAGUGAAAAUGAAAAUAAAGCAAAAAGAAAGUAAAGUGCAAGAAUCUACAGAAAAGAUAAGAUCAUUAGAGGAGGAAGUACUUCAGUUAAAUGAAAAGUUGACAGCUAACUUAAAUAUGAGAAAAAAGAAUACAGAAAAGCAAGUUGUUGGUCCAUCCGGUUUACCUGAAUUAUUUACAUCAGAUGGCAUUCAUAAUGCAGAGAAGCAGAAAAAUCGAAAAAAGUUAUACACUCCAACAUUGGCAGAUGAUGAUUUGGAAAUUGAUUCCCUUUCCAUUGAAGAUCAGUUGAAUCACUUGACUCAAUCAAAAUCAUCUAAUUCACACUCACCGGAAAAAAGUAAAAGAUUUUUCAAGAAUUCAACUCUUUCACAAGCAAAAUCUAAAAAAGAAUCUACCCCUCGUGGUAGAGGAAGAGCAAAGAGAAAUUGAAAAGCAUACCUUCAAAAUUAAACAUUUUUACAACAAUCAGUUACGGUAAUGAUAAAAAUAAUAAUAUACAUAUAUUGGUGUGAAAAAUGAAGGGGGAACAUUGAAAUUGUUUGAGAAAAUGAUUUUAAACAUGACAUAUUAUAUA
Nasonia vitripennis (jewel wasp) is the source of this 2160-nucleotide messenger RNA. Its product is annotated as putative leucine-rich repeat-containing protein DDB_G0290503. The transcript is spliced from 12 exons. The coding region runs from base 264 to 2015 and encodes 583 amino acids. The record is from RefSeq and is a predicted model, not a curated record. Lineage: Eukaryota; Metazoa; Arthropoda; Insecta; Hymenoptera; Pteromalidae.